GUCCGCGUGUUGCCAUAGCAACCACCAAGCCGUGAGAGCUGUGGGAAGCAAGGAUAACGCGCUCGAGGCUCGCAAGAGCAAAAGUAGCUGCAUUUCGCAAUGCUGACCUCAAAGGUGCAGGCUGUCCACUCUGCUCUCCAAAGUUUACCCCUGAAGAUGCCAGAAGGAUUCAGAUCAAAAGUAGUGGCGCCGAGAAAUCCCAAGCUGGUAAAGCAUGAAGACAGAGCCAGAAGGCUGUCUCCAUCUGUGUAUGCACGUGAGAUGUCUCAGACUACAGAAGAGCGAUUAGCUAAUACACACGAGAUGCAUCCACCUCAUAUUCUGGAGCUGUUAGAUAUGAGUGAGACAACGCACCAAAAGUUUUCAGCCAUGGAUAUGGACCAGCCUUUUUUCCAGCCUUACCCAUCCGAGAUUGUGUUCCAGAACUACAUGCCUUCUGAGACGUACGAGGUGCCGCUGGUUUUGCGCAAUAAUGACAAGAUCCCACGCUUGGUAAAAGUGGUUGAGGAAGACUCCCUGUAUUUCAAGGUGGUCAGUCCUGUAGACGUGUGCAACAAAGUGGCCCCAGGCAUGGCCUGCACCUUCACCGUUCUCUUCACCCCAGAGGAGAACAAGGAUUAUAUCCACAGACUGAUCUGUGUGACUGAGAGGGAGAAGUUUGAGGUGCCCAUCAGGGCAAUUGGGGCACGUGCAAUCUUGGACUUUCCCGACCACGUCCACUUUCCUCUGUGUCCAGUCAAGUGCUCAUCACAGAAAACUCUACUGGUGCGCAACAUUGGGAAUGGCGAAGCCAGCUUUCACCUCAGCACACAGAGCCCUUUCUCUGUAGAACCUCCAAUAGGGACUCUUGGUGUGGGAGGGAGCAUGCAGGUGACUGUUGACUUUCUACCAACAAUUACAGGAGACCACAGCCAGCAGCUGUUGCUCCACUACCACACAGGAGAGGAUGUCUACAUCAGUUUGUAUGGAGCCUCCACAGAUGUCAGUGUAAGACUGGACAAGAACUCAGUGCUGGUGGAGAAGACUUACAUCACCAUGGCCAACCAGCGCACAGUGGCCAUCCUGAACAGAAGUGACACCAUAGUGCAUUAUCAGUGGAAGAGCUUUGCCACCGAGGAAGAAGAGGAGCAGCACAAACUAAGGUUCCAUUCAGAAUUGCAGCAGGAGGAGGAGGAUGAGAUGGAGCAGUUUCUGACUGAAUGUAACGCUGAUCCCACUCUGCGCGACCGCCUCUCGCUGCUCUCGCGCAGCUUUCAGCAACGGCGCAAGCAUCUCCGUCAGGACCGCCUAGCUUUCAGUGACCAGCACAUCAUCAUGGAGCCCCAGGAGGGGGACAUCUGGCCAAACCGGACAGCAGAAAUCAGCAUCAUCUUCAAGCCCAAAGAAGCCAGACUCUACCAACACACUGUGUACUGUGACGUCACAGGCAGAGAGGCCCGUUUGCCACUGCGUAUAAAGGGGGAGGGCAUAGGACCCAAACUGCAGUUUAACUUUGAUCAGCUGGACAUGGGGAGCAUCUUCAUUGGGUCCAAGCACAGCUAUGAGGUGCUUGCAAGCAAUAAGGGACUUAUAGAUGCCCCAUACAGACUGGUGCCUCCCAGUACAGCUAUGGGAUUAUGCUUUUCAUUUAACCCUACUGAGGGAAUGGUGCCAUCUGGGGCUUGCCAUGCUCUGGAGGUCCGCUUCUCCUCAGACAAACUGGGCACGUUCUCUGAAGAGUUUCACUUCACUGUGGUGGGGAACCCCGAGCCUCUCAGCCUCACCUUCAGGGGGUGUGUAAUGGGCCCGAUGUUCCACUUCAGUGUCCCGGAGCUCAACUUUGGCGAGGUGUCCUUUGGCUUUCCGAACAUGUUGACCUGCUGGCUUAGCAAUACCUCACUGGUACCAAUGAGCUUUGGCCUGCGGAUCCCUGGGGAUGGCACGGGGAGGCACAGUGUGACCAGUAUGGAGCAGGUCUCACAGCUGGACAGGAAUGAGUGGAGGCCAGCAGACAAGUUAUCUGAGAGGCCCAGAGAAUUCAAAGUGACACCUAGUGCAGGCACCAUCCGGGCUCAGAGCCAAAUGGACAUCCAGGUUACAUUGUGCUCCAACACUGUGCAGCAGUACACGCUCGCUCUGGUGGUGGAUGUCCAGGGGGUGGGUGAGGAGGUCUUGGCUCUCCCAAUCAGGGCCAGGUGUGUCGUUCCUGAAGUCCGCCUAGAGAGCUCCGUGCUUCAGUUUCAGCACUGCUUUGUGGGUUACCCCUAUCAGCAGUCUGCCAAGCUGAUCAAUGACACGGACCUCCCAGCAUGCUACGGCCUUCUGGCUCAGGAGUAUGAGGAAAACCCAUCUUUGCUGUACUCUAGUCCUCAUCCACGAGGAGUUAUUCAGCCAUACAGUACAGAGCAGAUCCCUCUGGUUCUCCAGGCCAAAACAUUGGGUCAACUGCAACUUAGAGCUUUCAUUGCCAUACUAGGCCAACAGGGUCCUCCGUUGGAGCUGCUCCUGUCUUGCAUCGGCCAGGGCCCUGAAAUCUCCCUCUCUGCUACCGAGCUGCACUUUGGCACCAUCCCAGUGCUUACUGAUGUCCCAAGGACGCUGCAGCUGUCCAACCAGUCUCCCAUCCCGGCCCGCUUCCAUGCACAAAUGGCGCGGAGCAGGUCUCAGUGGCGUGUGGAGCCCACAGAAGGAGAGGUCGCGCCAGAUGGGCAGCUUGAACUGAGGCUGGUGGCCCACCUUGACGACACACUGCCCUUCCAGGACAAACUGCAGCUGGCCAUCAGGGACAGUCAUAUCCACACAGUUACCACCUCGGCUGUAGGCAAGGGCACCACUAUAGUCACCGACCGGCCCUUUGCCCCCAGCCUGGACCUGGGAGCCCACUUCAGUUCCGGCUCGUGUCAGUACCACUUUAGAGUGACCAACAGAGGCGGCCGAUUGCACCAGCUCUACUGGUCUACAGAGGGCUUUCCACAAUUCCGACGCAGAGGCCCACCUCCCACCAGCAUGUCCAGGGAGGGGAAAGCCAGGAGUCCACUGGUGACUCCACCUCUGGAUGCCCCCGUCUUCACCCUGUCACCUGUGUGGUUGGAGCUUGCCCCGGGUCAAUCGGCUAACAUGCUGCUGGAGGGCUCCUGCGACACGCCCAAAGUUGUGAGGGAGAGGCUGGUAUGCCAUGCUGUUGUGGGACAUCAGACUGCUAAGGAGCGCAUCAUGACUGUGGAUAUCACUUGCCGUUUCAUUGCUCCAGUUUUGGACAUGUCCUCCCAGCAGCUCCACUUCUAUGUGGAGAAGGUUCCAGACAUGUCUUUGGUGCCUCUGUACAAGAGAUUGAGUCUGAAGAACGUUUCCACACUGACCUUCGCUAUGGACCUCACCGUGGCUGAGCCUUUUGGACUCUGUGACCAUGCGGGUGAUGACUCAUUCACCACCUCAAAGAGUUUGGUGCUGGGCGUAGGUGCAGAGACAGAGCUGUGGGUUCGCUUUGACCCCUUGUACUGGUCAGAUCUUGUAAGCCGUGUGGCUGAGGAGGUUCUGGAGGUGCGAUACAGUGGGCACCCUCAGUGUGACGCUGUGGCUCUGCGAGGUGAGGUGCACUUUCCCAACUUACACUUCUCCAGCCGUGUGGUGGACUUUGGCUGUGUGCUCAACCACACUGAGGCCCAACAGCAGAUCACCUUGACCAACUGCAGCCCACUCCCCGUCUCCUAUCGCUGGGCCUUCCUGCUGGACCAGGAGCAGUACUCUAUCAGGCAAAUUGAGGUCCCUAAAGCUCAGAUGGAAGAAGAGGGGCCAGAUGAUAAGAUAGAGUCCAACACGGAGACCAAGGAAGGGAGAUUUUCUCCGAAAGAGCCACCUGCAACUUUUGGACAGGAUGUUCUGGGACUAGAUGCAGGGCUGGUCCAUGGCAAUCACACGUUUACCUCACAUGACCAAGAGAACAGUAGAGUGUCCCCAGCACAGAGACCUACUCAGACCAAGCUGGAACUCAGCGCAGCUUGCCUGACCAAAGAGAGCCCUAAUGUAGGAGUGGAAGAGAUAUUCGACCUCUUGCCAAUCUAUGGGCUACUUCAGCCUGGUGAGAGUCAGCUGGUGAAUGUCUCGUUCUUUGGCCAUGCUGACAUCAGUGCUCAGGUGCUGGCACUGUGUGAGGUUGAGGAAGGUCCUACAUAUGAGAUCACCCUCAAGGGAGAGGCAUCGGUGGUCACCUAUGUCCUGGACACAACUGACAUAAACUUAGGCCAUCAGCUGUUUGACCAAGUGGCAGAGGCGGAAAUCACUUUAAGGAACACUGGGAAGGUGGGUUUUGACUUCAGUGCUCUGCUGGAAGAUCAGCAGCUGUCCCCUGAUGACCCUUUACCUGGCCAACCCCUUGUUGUUCCCAGCACGGGCCACGUAGAGGCCAAUACAGAGAUAAAGCUCGCUGUGUACUACCUGCCUGGAAUCCCAGAGGUUUUUCAGAAGACUUUGCAGUUGCAGGUGGCUUUCUUUGAGCCAGAGAUCAUUACACUGAAGGGAGAGGGCAUCUUCCCUAGAGUGGUCCUGGACCUGCCUAGAGACCUGGAUGCAGAGCGGUAUGGCUCAGUGCUGAAGGAGGCUAAGGAGGUGGUAGAGAGUGAAAGACAAAGAGAAGAGGGGCUGAGCAGGCCUGUUACAGGGGAAGGAGAGCUGCACGAAGAUGAUUACAUCCCUACUUACAAUGCUUUGCUGCAGAUGGAAGUUGAGAGGCUUCUGGUCAAGGAAAAUGCCAUAACCAUUGAAAAACCCCAAAGAGACCCUGAACAAAGAGAAACAUCCAGAUCCAGCAGCAAAUGGCGCAGAAAGCUUAGCAGGUUUGUUUUGCCUGAAUAUGUCCUGGACUUUGGCUAUGUGAUCCAUGGCAGUGUCCCUACUCACAUUGUGAAAGUGACCAACACUGGACCUGCACCUGUUUCUUUUAGAGUUGAACGCAAUUCACUUGCAGGCACAGGAUUCAGCACAGAGUUGGACAGGGUGAAGAAUCUGCCCUACUGUGAGACAGAGACAUUCGAACUGAAGUUUGAUCCUCGUGGUGCAAAUCUAGAGCUUGGGGAGAUUACCUCUGUAAUGCCAAUACAGGUGUUGGGGGGUCCUACAGUGCAGGUGCGUCUGCAUGUGGUGGUCACCAUGCCCUCCCUCACAGUCUCCACAGAUGUGUUACAGUUCAACAAUGUGCAGUGUGGCCUGUGUCAAGUGGCUACAGUGCAGCUCUAUAACCCUCAGCCAGUGCCCUGUGAGUGGAGCAUCAGGGAAGAGGAGCAGCCCAAGAAGAAGACAGAGAAACACGUUCCGCUUCAUCUGAGACGGAAGACCCGUUUUGAGAAGCCACCCUCUCCGGUCAUCUUUGAAAUGUUGCCCUCGACAGGCGUGCUGUAUCCGGGCAACAGGGUGAACGUCCAGGUCAAAUUCAGCCCAGUCGAAGGGAGGGCGUACAGAGAGAAGCUGGUGGUGGUGGUGGCCCAGAGCACCCAGCGGGUCCUACUGCUGGCCCAGGGCCAGGGACAGGAGCCCCAGCUGGAGUUCUCCACUUCAGUGCUGGAGCUGGGCCCUGUACUGCCCUACAGUGGUGGGCAAGAAGCUGAGGUGGUGGUCCGCAACCCUUGCCCCUUUCCCAUUGAGUUCUACUCGCUGGACUUUGACAAGCAGUACCUAGAAGAAGAGAAGAUCUUGCGGAUGAUGAAAGGGUACGAUGCACAGAAUGUGUUGCUACUGCCCCCUCGUGCCCCCGGCGAGCCUCUUCCAGCUGAGGUCCUGGACUACUACAAAGAGCACCAGUCCCAGGAUUCUGAGCAGGAGUUCAAGGCUGGCUCAACUAAAGAGGACGAAGCUACUGAUGCUGGGAAGAAGGGGGCGGAUGUGGGGCAAGAGGAAAAUGUUCCUAGUUCCCCACCUGCGGAGAACAGGGUAGAGGCAACAGCUGUACAGUCCAAAGACAGGAUAACCAUUGGCACAGGCCUGGUCAAAGAAGAUAGCAAAACCAACCGUGUGGGUGAUCUGGAGAUGAACCCUGUGUCCAGAGCCAUCGCCCGUUACAUGGGCAUCGAUCUGUCACCAGAGGGCCAGGCUGCUCAUAAUCGCAGGGGCAUUGCCAUCAUAGUGCAUGGUGCUCCACUCUCUGGAAAGACAGGAUUGGCAGUGAGCUUGGCGAGGCAUUACGGCGUGGCGUUUCUGAGUAUUGAUGGAAUAGUACAGGAAGCCAUGUCAUCUGGAUCCAGCAUAGCAGCCAUGCAGGCAAGAGAACUGUGUGGAGUGGCUGUAACGGAGCUCAAUCAGGGGACAACAGAGGAAGCGGCUCCAACUGUGCCAGUUGUAAUGAGUGCUGCAGGUCAGGCUGAGGGGGUGCUCAGUGUUGAGGCUGUGGCCAGACACACUGCAGAGAGCAGUCAGGCUACUGACCCCAAAGCCCCUGCAUCCACUGUCUCGACCCACAACAAGACCAGCACCACAGGAUUGAAGAGGAAUAAUGGCUCCAGUCUCACUGCUGUUGCCAUGGCUGGUCAGGUUCAGAAGCUUCCAAGUGAGAGUGCAAGUCAGACGGGUGAGCUGGGAGCUGGGAGCACCAUAUUGCCUGAUGAUCUGCUGAUAGGGAUCCUGUCAGAGAGACUACAGCUUAGUGACUGUCACCGUGGUGUUGUGAUUGACGGUUUGGAGACGCUGUAUUGCCGCUCUCCGAGCUCCGUGCUCCAGAUAGUCCUCAAAGCCUUCGACAACCGCAGGCAUAUCUACGUGAUCAACCUCAACAACAGCUACUACGCUUUCAAAGCCAGAGAGAGAGAGCAGGCGGAGGCAGCUGAGGCCUUGCAAAGGGAGCAAAGGGAGAGAGAACAGCUCAGACUGCAGGAGAUGGAUGAGGAAGAGUAUGAUGAACUGCCUGAGGAAGAAAAAGAAUGCAUAAACCGGCAACAUCUGGAGGUGCUGAGGGAGAACAAACGCAGGGAGCAGGAGAGGCUACAGCGAGAGCAGGAGGAGAAGAAGCAGCAGGAGGAGUUAAAGAGGCUACGAGAGGAGGAGGAGAUGAAGAAAAAAAACAAGAAAGGAAAAAAGGAGACCUCUAAAGAAGAUGUCUUAGGAAAGAGAAGCCAGCUUGGAGUGAAACAGUCAGGUUUUACAUUGCACCCUGAAUCCAAACUGGACGAGUACUCUAGGGAGGAGAGAAGGAUGUCUUGCAUGGAUGGCAAAGAUACCACAGACUCACCUCUGGAAAGCGGCAGAGAUCUUGAUGAGGGAGGCAAGAAGAAGAAAGCCAAAGACUGCAAGCUAGUUGACCAUGAGGAUUCUCCGCUGCCGUCAGACAAUCCGGAGAGAGAGCUGGUCACUGAGGCCGACAGGCAACUGCUCUUUCGCUUCCACCUCUAUGAGCAGAGCCAGGCACAGAUCCAGCAUGUGCUGCAGUACUGGGACCGAGCCCAGGGCCUCCUGCUGCAGUCCCUCUUCUCUGAGGAACAGCCUCAGGAGCUUGAGGAGGCCACUGAGCGUCAGGCAUCCUCUAGCAAGAAGGCCAAGAAGGAGCAGGAGAAGGAGAAAGUGGAGCGAGAGCGACAGGAGAAAGAGAAGCUGAAAGCUGAGCUCCUGACACCACCACCCAGCCUGACACACACGUUGCUUGGUGACACAGAAGCUUUAGAGAGGGAAGCGGUGCUGGAGGCCAUUCCCCAUAUCUGCAUCUCUGUCAGUGAGAAGGAGCAGCUGAGUGAAGAUGAACUUCUCAGAAGCUUGAAGCUGCCAUCUUUGGAGGAGGUUUUGGAUGGAUUGGGGCUUGGACCUAGUGGCCCACCAGUCCCUCCUCCCAUGCUGUUUUCAGUAGUCCCAUAUCCCAAGAGGAGAUUGGGUCCCAGUCCCCAGCUUAGCUGCUUCGGUCUCUUGGCACACUCAUCUCUGGAGGACAUGGCUGAGGAGAAGAAGAAGGCAGAAUUGGAGGUGGAGGCCCAGAGUCCCAUCAUCUCUGUCAAGGAUGAGGUUACAAGUCCAACUAGAGGAAAAGGUAAAAAGGCCUUGGUAAAGGAAGAGCCACCCAAAGAAAGCACAAAGGAAAAGAGACGAACUCCAGCUAAGAAAGGAGGGAAGAGUAUAGAAUCUCUUCCUACUCCACUCAUCACAGUCACCCCUUUCUCUGAAACUGACCAGGCCAGAUCUGUGGACAGCCAGUCAGGGCGUGGUCCAAGGCUCACUCAUUGCCGUUGGGUCGUGCCAGCGAGUGGAGAGGUGACCUUGAGGAUUUGGUUCAACUCAUCUGUUAAGGGAGAGUUUGAUCAAGUGCUCAGCUUUGAGGUCAUGGGGACCAAGCGCUGCUAUCAACUCUACCUGAGAGGCAUCUGCGCCUACCCGUCUGUCAGCAAAGACCAUAAGACGGUGUUUGCUCACUGUAAGAAAGUCUUGCAGCCUGAGAACGGCUUGCAGAAGGCAUACAUCGUCCGCUCAGGCCUAUAUGACUUUGGCCCGCUGCUCUGUGGGAAGACCAGAGACAGAUAUAAAGAAAAGAAGUACCCAGAAAACACAGAGACACUAGUAAUGCACAACAACUCCCCAAUGGAGGCAGAGGUUCAUUUCUGCUUCCAGCAUGACACCAAGGCCACCACGUUUCUCCUGGACCCGCCAAGCAUGAUCCUCAAGCCCAAUGAGAAAAAAGAGCUCAGAGUAUUGGCAUACCCCACCACCCCAGGCCUCAUAGAAGACAGUGUGGUGUGCUGCAUUAAGGAGAAUCCAGAACCAGCCAUCUUCCGGUUUGUCUGCAGAGGAGUCUGGCCAGAGCUGGAGGUGGAGCGCAAGCAACUCCACUUUGACAAGAUUCUCCUUCACAGGAGGGACACACGGAGCCUGUGCCUGCGGAACCCCACCGCCUUGCCAGUGGCCUGGCGGUUGAACGGCUUGGAGAAUCUGGGUGAUGAAUUUAGUGUAUCACAGGAUCAGGGCAUCAUCAUGUCCCACUCCGAGUUUUCCCUUCUCAUACACUUCCGAGCCAGGAAAGCCAUCAUCCUAAAGAAAGCCAUACGUCUAGAGGUGUCAGAUGUGGAGAAUAUUCUUGGUAUUGUCCACACAGAAAACAUUCAGAUCAUGGCAGAAGCUUAUGAUGUAGCUCUGGGCAUCACCUUCUCUAAAGGUGCAGAUGGUGAUCUGGACUUUGGAACAGUCAAAGUAGGAGAAGAAGUGAAGUUAUUGGCUAAUCUGAAAAACAAAGGAAAAUAUGAAAUAGCCUACAAGUUCAUGCUUGAGUCCACAGAGCUCAACUCUAUCUUUACUGUUACGCCUGAGAAAGGCUCGUUGUACCCCAAUGACCGGCCUACCCCCGUCCAGUUCAUCUUUCACCACAACAGGGAGGUGUCCAUCAAAGAUCAGCCAAUCCUACGCUGCCAGGUUAUUGAGCCGAAUGUAGCAGAGGGUGGAGAAACCAUCGCCAUCAUACCCAUCAAAGUAUCUGCACAGUGCCUUUUCUCCAAAUACAGCAUCACCCCUCUGAAUGACAUCAACUUUGGUGCUCUGGUCUGCGGCUCUCGCAAGAUGCGAACCCUCGCUGUGGAGAACCAGGGUGACUUUGAGAUCCGUUUCACCAUUUCCAGAAUGUGUAAAGAUCUCCCGGUUCCCACAAUGAGGAGAGGUAUGGGGAAGAAGCCAUCAAGAGACAGUCACUCUGCAAAACCAUCUACUGCUGUCAAACUACGGCGGUCAGACUCAUUCCAGAAAGAGGCUGCUGUGCCCACCCAGACCCGUCUGACUAUGGGGGUGUUCUCCUUAUCGCCGUGUUUUGGCAUCUUGCCCCCUGGUGGUCAGCAAGUGGUCACUGUGGACUGCGUUGCAGAGCAGGCUGGCUACUGGCAAGAGUGCCUAGUGGUGGACAUCACUGACCGAGACCCUUCCGACAGCCCAGGAGGGAUUCCUUACAGUCUGAUAGCAGAUGUCUGCAUGCCAGAAAUAGCCUAUAAGGACAUUGCUUCAAUCUUUGAGGAGCACCGACUGUGUAAGAACAGUAACAUGUUACACUGUGAGCAGUAUCGGGAUGCUAUGGGCAUCUAUGUACAAGAUGAGAACAAGUUCAUCUUCAACAAUGUACUGGUAGGCCGGUCAGCCAAAGCCCGUUUCCGCCUCUCCAACCCUACCAAAGUGCCGUGUGAUCUCAGUCUGCAGGUCAAGGCUGUUCUUAAUAAGACAUCUGCGCGCAGCUCUGAGGCGUUUGAGCUGACACCUACACGAAUGACUAUCCCUAGCUACUCAUACGCCUUUGCUACAAUUACCUUUUCUCCUCAGUCCAUGCAGACCUAUUUUGGAGUGUUUGAGGCAGCUCUAGAAGGGGCAAGUGGUCUGCUCCCUGUAGGCAAGAGCAAAGUGCUGGUGUUUGAUUUGGUGGGAGAAGGCAAUUUGCCUUGUAUCACUGUUGUGAAACCGGCCCAGAGGACUGGCCGAGGACAACCGGUGCUGCAGUUCAAACGACUACUGGUAGGCAGAAGACAGACCCUUCCUGUGGUCAUCAAGAACAUCAGCAAUGUGUCUGCACAGGUAAUCAUUGAUCUACUUGACGAGAUGGGAGUGUUCGCACUUCGGUCAGCAUCAAACACUACAUUCAGCCAUAUCUCCUCCUCACCUGUAAGAAGUGACUCUGAAACAGUGAGGCAGACGGCUCAUUCGGCACACUUAACCCUAACAGCUGGGCAGCAGGCGGAGUUUGAGGUGGAGUUUCAUCCUGAGAUGGCUCAGUGUUUUGAGGCCAGCAUGCGACUGGAGGUACAAGACAACCAAUACGAAGAGACACUUGUGCAGCUUCUGGGUGAGGGUUACCAUGACAUCAUCUCUUUGGACAAUAUCAGCAGCAAGAUUCCUCAGGACCAGGACAGCACUGAAGCACCACCCACAGCCUGGUCUGACCUCCUGCACUUUGGAGACUGCCACAUAGGCUGCCUUUACCAUGAGACUUUCACCAUGAGCAACCACAGCAACGUAGAAGUGCUGCGCUUCGAGUGGCCUCCUGAUGGCCCGCAGCUGCGCUUCUCCCCCCAGAUGGGCCACCUCCAUGCUGGCUGCACGAAGGAGAUUACAGUGAGCUUCUGCUCAGAGCAGCCUUUGGUGCUGAGAGAGCAAGUUGUGAAGUGCAAACUCUGCCGGAUAACCUUCCAGCAGCCUGUGGACCAAGUGCCAGAUUGGGAUGACCUACGCCGAACCAUAAAGUGGGUGGAUGUGGGCAAGCAGGCCUCGCCCCAGCAGCCAGCUAAGAAGAAGGUGGUAGAGACGUAUCCAGAGCCUGUCCACUUGGUGGUGGAGAAUUCCUCUAGAGAGCUUGAACUGAGGAUCAGUGCCACGUGUGAUUACGCCACGUUUGAGUGUGAUGCUGAAUCCAUCCACUUCAAAGACACCAUGCUCUACCAGACCAGAGUCUUCCAGAUGCAGAUGGCCAACAAAGGCACUGUGGAACUGGAGUUCUCCUGGCAGGUUAUGAUGGAGACCUCUGGGAAGACCGUGUGCUUUAAUCAUGGAGACAUGACCCCUCGCUCUGCUCAGGGCAGUCGGACAGGUCUGCGGCCAGCCAGCUCUCUGGCAAGCGUUUCGUCUCUUCUGCUGGGAGAACCAGAGCUACCCCCCUUCAGUGUGGACCCUAGCAUGGGACUCAUCUGUCCUGGAGCCAGCCAGACCUUCCGCGUUCGCUUCUCUCCCCUGGAAGUGGCUGAGUAUGAGGCCAGGCUACUCUGCAGCAUCCCCAACCUGAAGGACAAACGAGGUCCUGUGAUUGUCCUGAGUGGCCGCAGCGUGCUUCCUUACUGCCAUUUCCACCUGAAAAGCUCAGAUUACCUCAGUGGCAUCAGACGCAACCCUGAGCUCUGUGACCCCCAUGGAGCCCCACUCAGGGCCACCCUGGAUCCCAACACUAAAGUCAUAGAGUUUACAUCCGUAGGGGUUGGCACAGUUAUCUGCAGGGAGUUCAGUAUUGUGAAUCCCACCAACAAGCCAUAUUCCUUCUUAUGGCGAUGUGAAGAUUUAGAAGCUAAACCUUUUACCUGCCUUACACCAAAGGACACCAUUGAGCCUGGCAAGAAGUUGGAGGUUUCAUUUAAAUUCCAGGCCAAGGAGCUGGAUCUGGUGGAGUCCUUCUGGACCUUCUUAAUCCCAGAGCAUAAGCUGUCAGUGCCCUUUCUGCUGGUGGGCACUGCCAGUGAACCAAUUGUGUACAUUGAUCAUGCUCACCUUAAUCUGGGCAGCCUUCUUAUCGGUCAUGAGAUCCGUAAAACUGUGUAUGUGGUGAAUGCAGAAGACAGACCCUUCAACUUCUCCAUUGAGGAAGCUUCUCGCCAUUCGGAAGCCUUCAGAGACAGCCUGCUGCUGGAGCCCAUGCAAGGGACGAUACCUCCUAAAGACAAGCUUCACCUUGUCAUAUCAUUCAUGCCCAUGCAAGAAGGACCCGUGGUGUUUAAUCUUCUCAUAGCGGUCAGAGGGAAGGCUCAGCCACUCACCCUGAAUGUGAAAGCAGAGUGCUAUAGCAUGAACACCUGUGUGCAGUAUGAGAGUCCAGAGGGAGCCUUCACUGAGCUUUCCCCUACUGACGUUCAUCUUGUGGACUUUAAAGUGGUGGAGCUAAGUGAUAAGUCCACCUGUGCCUUUGUGGUGUCCAACCCCGGGAAGAUCAUCUUGGACCUGCAGUAUGAGCUAACAGGGCCCGCAGAACUGCAGCGUCACCUGCAGGUGGAGCCGAGAACGGCUGUGGUGCCUGCGGGAGGACAUAAUCGCUGCAGCCUCAGCUUCUUUCCCCUGCAGAAAUGCAAUCUCAAAGGCAUGGGCUUCUCAGUCAAGGUAAAGAAUGGCCCAGUUUUUCAUUGUUCUUUGCUGGGUUCAGCCGUUGCCCCAGGCCUGGAGUUUUCUUUCCUUAAGUUCAACUUCGGAGCGAAUUUCGUCUACUCUGCCGGCAUGGUACCUGCAACACACACACUGCUCAUCAGGAAUAAAGGGCAGAGAGGAAUCAGUGUGGACUGCUUAUACUCUUCCACCCCUUUUCUGGAAGUGAGCUUCACUCCUGAGGUGCUACCCCCAGGUGGUUGCAUGGAGGUGCUUUUCACAUUCUACCCCAGAGAAACUGUGCGCUACCACGAGAAGGUGGUCUUUGAAAUCAACGAGUGUGCCAAGCAGUUAGUGGAAAUCCUGGGGCAAGGAAUCGAGAUGAAGAUUGAUGUUGAGGAUCCAAAACACAAGGUUGUGAAGCUGGGAGCCCUGCAGGUGGGCCAAAAGAGCAAAAAACUAAUCCCUUUGAUCAACAACAGUCACUCAUCGCUGACCUUCUCUCUCCUGUUCACGCCCUCGGCACGCGCUCUGUUGGACUCUAGGGUUCUGUCCCUGCGUCCGGAUCGGGAGGUGAGCCUGCAGGGUGGAGGGGGGAGAUGUGUGGUGGAGGUGGUCUUCACUCCUCAGCAGCGCAUGACUCCUUUCAGUGAGCAGCUGCAGCUGAAGUGUUUAGGCACUGUGAGCCCCCUGCUGGUGCUGCAGGGCUGCUGCCAGGGCAUGGAGGUCACACUGGACCAGGACUAUGUGGCCUUUGGGGCUGUAGCCCAGCGCUGCCAAGCCACACGCCGCAUUGUCCUACAGAACACGGGUGACAUCGGGGCUAAGUUCCGAUGGGAUAUGAAGUGUUUUGCUCUGGGCUUCAGCAUCUCUCCUGCUGAGGGCUAUAUCUCUCCAGGAAUGGAGGUACCUUUGGAGGUGACCUUUGCUCCUGUAGAGGUGAGGCAGGAUGUGCGUUAUGAUAACCUCUGCUGCUCCAUUGAAGGAGGCAAGCCUGUGACCCUCACCCUGGCUGGCUCUUGCAUCGCCCCACCAGUUGCCAAUCAGGUGGUAAACUUUGUGUGUCAGGUACGCAGCCAGUGCACUCAGUCUCUUAGCCUGUCUAACCGUACGAACCAGCACUGGAGCUUGAAGCCAGUAAUUGAGGGUGAAUACUGGAGUGCCUCGCCCUCCUUUGCCAUUGAGCCCUACCAGCAGAACAAGGCCUAUGAGAUCACUUACAAACCCUUGGUCAUGACUACAGAUGGCAAAAAGCAUGUGGGCUCUGUCUUCUUCUCUUUCCCCGAUGGCUCAGGCAUGCUCUACACCCUGCAGGGCGUGGCCGAACCACCUAAAGCAGUGGGCACUAUCAGCCGUGAGGUGCCCUGCAAGACGCCAUACACAGAGAUACUGCCUGUUCAGAACUGGCUGCCCAAACCACAAAGGUUCCGUGCCGUAGUGGAGGUGAUUAAGCCUGAACGACCAGACAACACCGUCUCCCUGAAGGGCCUGGAUUACGUGGACGUGUCUGCGCUGGCCAAACGGGACUACAAAAUCUCCUUCUUCAGCUACAAAGAGGGCCAAUACAAUGCCAAAGUGACCUUUAAGAAUGAGGUUACAGGAGAAUACCUGUUCUACUACCUCAACUUCAAGGCCACUCCCCCAGGAGUGAUUAGCACUGUUGAGAUGGUCUCUGCAGCCAGGCAGACUACUUCAGCUUCUGUGACAGUGGAUAAUCCAUUACAUACAAACCUUGUGUUCUCUACUGAGUGUCGCAGUACAGACAUCAGCAUGUCCUCCCAGCUCCCAGUGCCUGCGCUGUCCACGGGCACCUUGAAGUUUGAGUAUCAGCCUUUGCGUAAAGGGGAGUCCACGACUCGACUGACACUACAUAACAGUGAACUGGGUUUCUUCCAUUAUGAGCUGCUGCUCCGGGCUCUCCCCGCCCUUCCUGAGAAACCUCUCUAUUUCAGAGCCCCGCUGGGCAGCAGCCACUACCUCACUGCCAAGUUCACCAACUAUUCCCGUGUCAAGGCCGAGUACGCCUGCAAGACAGACUGUCCAGACUUCAUUGUGGACAAGAACAUAACAGUGGCGGCGGGCUUCCAGGCAGGCAAUGAUGCCAGUGUGGAGAUCUGUUUCGAGCCCAGCCAGCUGGGUGAAGUACGAGGCCUGCUCACGGUUUCAUCCAGCUUCGGUGGCGAGUAUAUGUUCCCACUGUAUGGCACCUGCACCCAUCCCAAAGCUCAGGGCCCUCUGACCAUCCGCACUGGCUCCAACAUCUCCAUCCCCUUUAAGAACAUCUUCCCGCAAACCACCGCUUUCUCCUUCCAUGUGGAUAACCCAGCCUUUACUGUCAAGGGUGCGGACACCAUCCGGUCCAAGAAGACCCACAACAUUCUGGUGGCCUACGAGGGCUCUCCGGCAGAUGGCAAGGCCCCUUGCACAGGGAAGCUGAUCGUCUCCAGCCCACGGACAGAGGGCCAUGGACAGAGCCUCUCCUGGGUGUACUACCUAAAGGGCUUCUGCCCAGAGCAACCUCAGAGAGAGAAGACAGCGUAGAGUGCUGAGAUCCAGAGAACAAAUACUGCAAUAAGCUAUGUUUUCCUCAAGAUUUAGUUUUCAUAAUAAAUAAAUGCUUUAGAGAUAAAAAAGUG
Pygocentrus nattereri (red-bellied piranha) is the source of this 15383-nucleotide messenger RNA. It is a transcript of the gene hydin, whose product is annotated as HYDIN axonemal central pair apparatus protein. Gene Ontology annotation, cellular component: axoneme. The record is from RefSeq and is a predicted model, not a curated record. Lineage: Eukaryota; Metazoa; Chordata; Actinopteri; Characiformes; Serrasalmidae. The transcript has 84 exons. Gene Ontology annotation, biological process: cilium movement; axonemal central apparatus assembly. The coding region runs from base 100 to 15288 and encodes 5062 amino acids.